Mya arenaria is the source of this 1501-nucleotide messenger RNA. Its product is annotated as putative nuclease HARBI1. NCBI's taxonomy places the organism in Eukaryota, Metazoa, Mollusca, Bivalvia, Myida, Myidae. The transcript has 7 exons. The record is from RefSeq and is a predicted model, not a curated record. Bases 1 to 1020 code for a protein of 339 amino acids.
AUGGCGGCGUUGUUUGUUUUCGGCCAAAGAAGAAGAAAACAACGCACCUUUAAGGAUCGCAUUUCAUCCUUAGAUCAUCUGUCAGAUGUGGAGGUUGUGGACCGAUAUAGACUCUCACGAAUCGCCAUUAUUUAUUUGGAAGAUAGCCUAAGAAAUGACCUUUCACCUCCUACAAACAGGUCACAAUCGGUAUCGUCUGUGACGAAGGUGCUGGUUGGGCUUAGAGUUCUGUCUAAAGGAAAUUUCUUAUCAGAGGUAGCCGACCUGCACGGCAUAUCUAAGCAAACAGCGUCAAGGGUGUUGCAUGAGUUUGUAGACGCUGUCAAUCGAAAUAUUGACAAUAUAAGAUUUCCAAGAACACAACAAGAAUUGGCAGAAGCAAAACUUGGCUUCUACAAAAGAUGCAAAAUUGCCAAUAUCGUAGGUGCAGUCGACGGAACACUCGUCCCUAUCAUUGCCCCGAAAGACAGUGGCGAAGCCUACAUAUGCCGGAAAGGAUUCCAUGCUAUAAAUGUUAUGGCUACAUGUAGCCACGACAGAAGGUUCAUCGACAUUGUCGCCAAGUGGCCAGGGUCGCAGCAUGAUUCUUCUGUCAUGAACACCUCGUCGUUGAAGGAACACAUGGAGAGUGAGAGGCCAGGGAUGCUGCUGGCUGAUAGCGGUUAUCCACUCACUACCAGCCUGCUAACUCCGCUUGCUAAUCCCGUAACGCCUGCUGAAGCAAGAUAUAACAACGCGCAGAGCAAGGGAAGGAUGGUUAUCGAGCAGAGUUUUGGAAUCCUGAAAGGAAGGUUUCGAUGUCUCCACAAAACCGGCGGUGUGUUGAGUUACAGUCCCGAAAAGUCGUGUGCAAUUUUUAUGGCAUGUGCCAGGUUGCACAAUAUGUGUUUGGAUUGGGGUCUGACACUGGACGAUGCCCAAGUAGUGGACCCAGGCCAAGAUGCUAUGGAGGCCUGGAUGGGACAACCAGGCUUGCAGGUUCAAGAACUGCGACGACGAGUUGUGAACACUUUUGAGUGAAAUUGAACGUAGUUUGUUUGUUCCAUUUCCUUUAAUUUAAAUAGUUUGUGAUCGCUUUGUGUUAAUACAUGAUGCAAAGUAUAAUACAAAUGAAUGUGUGCACUUACUAAGUGAUGUAAAAGUAAACAACAAAUAUACAGUAUUGUGACCUUUACAUGGAAGUUAUUGGUUGCAAAUGGACUGAACAUGUUGCCCUGAUUAACAGAGUGAUCAUUUUGUACAAGUAUUACAAUUAACUGUUAUUCAAGUCAUAUAUGUAAUUUAUGCAAUUGAUAUGAAUUGUCAAAAUGGAACAAAUAACAAAGAAAUGCCAAAACAAAUCAUUCGUUUUCCAAAGUCCCUUUUUAAUGCUGGCAUAUCCGCAAUGUUAACACAUUUGUAAACAUUCAACAAGACGGCGUUUUAAAACAACGUAUUAAAGCCAUAUUUUUUAUUCCACCAUGCAACUUUGCAAACCUAAGAUUUGAGCUAAUUUGCUUAU